Molecule: messenger RNA, 1106 nt
Organism: Musa acuminata AAA Group (dessert banana)
Lineage: Eukaryota; Viridiplantae; Streptophyta; Magnoliopsida; Zingiberales; Musaceae
Product: ras-related protein Rab5-like
Exons: 8
Coding region: 147-749 (200 amino acids)
Cellular component (GO): endosome; Golgi apparatus
Molecular function (GO): GTPase activity; GTP binding
Source: RefSeq, a predicted model, not a curated record
GGUAAUUAGUCAAAUGCCGAAGCAACCGACCCCCUCCUUCUCUGUCCUCUCGCAGGUUCGUCUUCCAUUCUCCAUCCAAGUCUAUCAGAGUCGGCAGAGACUUUCCUCGACUCAAUCGGAAUCUUCGUUAUCCUGGAACGGAAACCAUGGCGACGAUCGGUAGCAAUAGCAUCAACGCCAAGCUCGUCUUGUUGGGCGACAUGGGCGCCGGGAAGUCCAGCCUCGUUCUUCGUUUCGUCAAGGGCCAGUUCCUCGAAUUCCAGGAGUCCACGAUCGGAGCGGCCUUUUUCUCGCAGACACUGGCGGUGAGCGACGCCACAGUGAAGCUUGAGAUUUGGGACACGGCCGGGCAGGAGAGGUACCACAGCCUGGCGCCGAUGUAUUACAGAGGAGCAGCUGCUGCGAUUAUUGUGUAUGAUAUCUCCAGAAUGGAAUCAUUUGAGAAGGCUAAGAAAUGGGUGCAAGAGCUACAAAAACAAGGUUCUCCCAAUCUGGUGACUGCUCUUGCGGGAAAUAAAUGUGACUUGGAUGAUAAAAGAGAGGUCCCAACUGAGGAAGCACGGACAUAUGCCGAAGAGAAUGGACUUUUAUUCAUGGAAACCUCUGCUAAAACUGCCAUAAAUGUGAAUGACAUAUUCUAUGAAAUAGCAAAAAGAUUACCACGGGCUCAACCUGCUCAGCAGCCAGCAGGGAUGGUUCUUGCAGAUAGGCCAACUCAAAGAUCACAGACAUCAGCCUGCUGCUCUUAGGUUCAACUGCUGUCUGUGAUUAGAAUAUGAAAAGGUGCUAGUUUCAACCACAUGAAUUCACGGUCAAUUGAUUGUAAUCACAAUUGCAGGAUCAAGUCCAACAGAGGAAACUAAUCGAAGAGAAUUCGGUCUCUGAAGGUGCAACGAGAGAUGGUAGUUGUGAACCAGUGGAGAUAGAUAAAAGGUACAAGUGCUCUGUUUCAUCUUCCCCCCUCCUAUUCGACCUCCUGUUUCUGGACCCUGUAAAUUUGCCUUGUGUUCUUUCCAUCAGACUCAUGUUAAACAUGAUACUUGGUGUAAUUAGAAUUGUAUGAAGAAUAUUAAUAAAUCUGUACUGGAACCUAUUGCCUUCUCGUA